UCUUCUCUUCUUCUCUUCCUUCCUGUGGCUCGCCUUCGUUGCGUUUAAAUCGCCCUGCCCUCCUCCGUGGUUCUCUCGCGUUUGUUACGAUCUUUACCGGUUCCUCCCUCGUUUCCGCUCUCUUCUCUUCUUCCCCUUGCUCUCUUCGCUCGCUUCUUUCUUUCCAGUGUUUGGUCUCUCUCCGAACCUCGCCCGAUCUCUCCCCCUCUCCCGCUGCAUUACGAGGAUCCGAUCGCGUCGAUCUUGAAGCCAAGCUUUCAUCCUUUUUGGAUUCUCGAUCAGUGCAUAGUUUCAUUUGGUAAGAUCAGCCGAAGCGUGGAACCUUACCCGUGUGCAGUGAACAGUUUCAUUUGGUCAAAGUGAUUCUUUUGUCUAGACCACUUCCAGCUCAAAUGUUUGAUUGCAUGAUAUAGAUGCUUUUUAGUUCUGGCGAUGACAAGUUUUCAGGUUGCCUUCGCUUAAUGGACUGUACCCACGACUGCAGCGACAAGAAGACGCUAAAAAGGUGGUUUUUUAUUGACAAAAGGGUUGGGUGAAUAUAUAGGAGCAGAAAAGGUUAUUUAAUAGCUUCAGAGCUGGCAGCUAAAUAUCGUACCUCUACUGAAGAUAAUAUUGGUAGUGAUAUUGAUCCAAUGGAUUUGAAGACAAAAAAUAGUUCCCCUGUUCUCACUGAGCCGGUGUCUGUAAACAAGUCAAGAUUAGGAUUGCCUUCUAAGAAGACACCUAUAUGUCCUCCUUCUGGUUCGUAUUUAACAGCUCACAGAAGAAAGCCCAGACCUGGUAAGCUUGAUGAUGUCCGUCAUAGUGGUUGGCUGGAUGCCAUGAAAUCUUCAUCACCUCCUCGCAAAAAGCUGAACAAGGAUUUCAGCUCAUCAGCUGAACAAGAUAUUGCAUAUCGUACCUGGAUGUUGAAAUACCCAUCAGCAUUAACUUCACUGGAGGAAAUUACAUCUCGUGCCAAAGGCAAGAAGAUUGCCUUGUUUUUGGAUUAUGAUGGAACUCUUUCACCUAUUGUGGACAACCCUGACCAUGCUUAUAUGACCAGCGCGAUGCGUACUGCUGUCAAAGGUGUUGCAAAAUGUUUUCCAACUGCAAUUAUUAGUGGAAGAAGUCGUGAUAAGGUGUAUGAAUUCAUAAAACUAACAGAAUUGUAUUAUGCUGGUAGUCAUGGAAUGGACAUUAUGGGCCCAGUAAGAGAAUCUGAGUCCAUUGGUGACCAUCCAAACUGCAUUAGGUCUACUGACAAGCAGGGUAAGGAGGUUAAUCUGUUCCAGCCUGCUAGUGAGUUCUUACCACUGAUCGACGAGGUUUUUUGCUCCCUCGUUGAUAAUACUAAAGAUAUCAAAGGUGCAAAAGUUGAGAACAACAAGUUUUGUGUCUCUGUACAUUACCGCCUUGUAGAUGAAAAGAGUUGGUUUUUGGUUGCACAGCGCGUGCAUGAACUCCUCAAGGACUACCCUCGUUUGCGAUUGACCCAUGGGCGGAAGGUUUUAGAGAUCCGCCCAGUGAUUGACUGGAACAAGGGUAAAGCUGUUGAGUUUCUGCUCGAGUCCCUUGGACUAAGCGGUACUGAUGAUGUGUUCCCGAUUUAUGUUGGAGAUGACCGUACUGAUGAGGAUGCAUUCAAGGUUCUGAGAGAAAGAGACUGUGGCCAUGGUAUUUUAGUGUCUUCAGUGCCAAAAGAUUCCAAUGCCUUCUACUCUCUUAGAGACCCAUCUGAGCAGGUGAUGGAAUUUCUGAAUUCUCUGGUGAAAUGGAAGAAAUCAGCCUCAUCAUAAGGGAUUUCAAAUAAUUCGAGCUUCUAUAGCCAUGGAGUUCUUUUCUAUGUUCUUUCAUUUGGUUCCCUAGUAAAUUCUCCAGUUGUUUGCCUAUCUUCAUUUCAUAUCGCAUUUAUAUUUAUUUAUUCAUUGUUGACAGUUCAAAAUUUAGUCGGUUGUUCCUUUGUAAAUACUUCUCCGUUUCCAUUAAACUUGCUUGCAAAGAAGCAGAUACAACUUUCAAGAAUCUUUUGAGAGGUUGUAUCUGCUCAAAUUAGAACGAUGGGAAUUUUCUUUUGAUCAAGCUGAUUUUUGGUUGGACACCGGAGACUUUCGAUAUAACCACGGGCGACCUAUUCCGGGUUGGUGGUUGGACCUCGUCUACUACUCUGUCAGCAGGCAGGUCAGUCUACGUCCGUACGAAGCGUUUGGUAGUGCAGGAUCCUUUCUCCUUGAAAAUUGUAUGUAUGGACAUAAUUGCUAGUUUGGACCUUGCCUUUGGCAGCGAAGGCUUCCGCCAAAUUGGCCCCGUUUGAAGUACAUUGUCAGCUAUUGGAAUGUUACAAGUCAUUUUUUAUUUU
This is a messenger RNA of Elaeis guineensis (African oil palm), 2338 nucleotides long. RefSeq names its product probable trehalose-phosphate phosphatase F. Gene Ontology annotation, molecular function: trehalose-phosphatase activity. NCBI's taxonomy places the organism in Eukaryota, Viridiplantae, Streptophyta, Magnoliopsida, Arecales, Arecaceae. The record is from RefSeq and is a predicted model, not a curated record. Gene Ontology annotation, biological process: trehalose biosynthetic process.